Setaria italica (foxtail millet) is the source of this 5347-nucleotide messenger RNA. RefSeq names its product putative disease resistance protein RGA4. The record is from RefSeq and is a predicted model, not a curated record. Gene Ontology annotation, biological process: defense response to other organism. The transcript is spliced from 7 exons. The coding region runs from base 391 to 4041 and encodes 1216 amino acids. Gene Ontology annotation, molecular function: ADP binding. Lineage: Eukaryota; Viridiplantae; Streptophyta; Magnoliopsida; Poales; Poaceae.
UAAACAAUAGAAUGAUUUAGUACUCCUAUGGUUAUGGGAGCCAUGUGAUUUCGCAUCUCAAAGGCAUCGUUUAUCCUCCCUCUCCCUGCUGCUGCUUAUCCUCCCUUCACCUAACUACUUGUUGCAAUCAGAAGAAAGAUCAAUCGAGUUGAAGAGACGGAUCGGAAGCUAGUCAACGUUGAUGGGUUCGUGAGUGAUGUUAUGAUCCGUCCCUCCCUCAUAACCGUUGGAUCCGAGCUGGUGCAGAAGCUAAUUACCUGAAGCAAUUUGUAGAAACGAAUAGUACUGGAGAUCGAGCUGCGGGCGUACGGCAGGACCGGAGGAGGACAUAUCAGCCGGGUUCCUGUUGGUUGUGUACUUGUGUUCCUGCCGACGGAGAAGCAACUAACCAUGGCCGAGUUAGUAAUCGGGCCACUGAUCUCCAUGGUGAAGGAGAAGGCAUCCAGCUACCUGCUGGACCAAUACAAGGUGAUGGAAGGCAUGGAGGAGCAUCGCAAGAUCCUGGAGCGCAAGCUGCCAGCAAUCCUGCACAUCAUCCAGGAUGCGGAGGAGAAAGGAGCCUCCCGACCUGAAGUAGCAGCUUGGCUCAAAGACCUCAAGACAGUGGCCUACGAGGCGAAUGACAUCUUUGAUGAAUUCAAGUACGAGGCGCUUCGGCGAGAAGCCAAGAAGAAGGGCCACCACAGCAAGCUUGGAAAUGAGGUAGUGAGACUCCUAGUCCCCGCUCGUAAUCCCAUUGUAUUCCGUUACAGGAUGGGCAAGAGGCUACGCAGCAUUGUGGAGACCAUCGAGGCCCUGGUCACCGAGAUGAAUACAUUUGGUUUCAGCCACUUGCAGCAAGCACAGCCAUCAAGGCAGUGGCGACAGACAGAUUCCAUAAUCAUUGACUCCGACAGAGAUAUUGUUAGCAGAUCUAGAGAUCGGGAGAAGAAGAAAAUCGUGGGGAUGCUCCUUGAUCAAGCUAGCAACAUGGAUCUCAUGGUUCUUCCAAUUGUUGGGAUGGGUGGGAUGGGCAAGACCACCUUUGUGCAACUCAUUUACAAUGACCCUGCAAUCGAGAAGCACUUUGAGCUUCGUAGGUGGUGCUGCGUGUCAGAUGAUUUCGAUGUCAGUAUCAUUGCAAGCAACAUUUGCCAGACUAAUGAGAAAGGUGAAAAAUCAUUCCAAGAGCUCCACAGUAUAAUAAGUGGAAAAAGAUACCUCAUUGUGUUAGAUGAUGUAUGGAAUCGGGAUGUUGAUAAGUGGGGAAAACUAAAGACCUGCCUUAAGCAGGGUGGCAAGGGCAGUGCAGUACUAACAACAACUCGUGAUGCAGAAGUGGCUCACAUUAUGAUCAUGUGUGUAGCUGAAGCACAUAAUAUCGAGAAUCUGAGUGAUGAGCAUUUAAAGGAAAUUGUCCAGAGCAGAGCAUUCAGCUUGCAAAAUCCAAAUAUUGAAGAGCAAGAUGGCAUUCUCAAUGGAUUUGUUCGUCGAUGCGUUGGAUCUCCCUUGGCUGCCAAAGCCUUUGGCUCUAUGUUGAGUAACAAGACUAGUAUAAAUGAAUGGAAGGAUCUAUUAGCUAAAAGUAAUAUUUGUAGUGAGAAAACCGGAAUUUUACCGAUCCUCAAGCUCAGUUUUGAUGACCUAUCCUCAGAUAUGAAGCAGUGUUUUGCAUUCUGUGCUUUAUUUCCUAAAGAUUAUGAGAUCGAUGUGGACCUCUUGAUUCGACUGUGGAUGGCACAUGACUUCAUACCUGUGCAGGAGGAUGACAAUCCAGAAACCGUAGGAAAAUAUAUUUUCGAGGAGCUAACUCGGAGGUCAUUCUUUCAAGAUGUCAGGCAAACACUUCCAAUUAACGCCUUUGGAAGGUUGUCGCUUCGUAAGUCAACCAUAUGCAAGAUACAUGAUCUCAUGCAUGACAUUGCUCUAUCUGUUCUGGGGAAAGAAUGUGUCACUAUAGUUGGUAAGCCAAGUGUCAACAAGUUGUUGCUAAAUCCGACCCGCCACCUCUUCUUAUCAAUACAUAGGGCUGUUUUCUGGAAAGAACAGCUUACAAGUCUAUUGAAGAAACAAACUGCAAUGCUCCAUACGUUGUUUUUUACAGGUUAUUAUCGUGACCCCCUUGAUAUAUCAAAGUACACUUCACUGCGAGCAUUACACCUUCCAGCAGAUAGGUUCUUACGUGUAGGACAGGAACAGCUUACAAGACACAUACAACACCUAAGGUAUCUUAAUCUGUCGUCACAUGGGUUCAAGAAACUUCCUGAAGGUAUAAGCACUAUGUAUAAUCUACAAACGUUGGACCUCUCUCAUUGCACAAACCUUCUUCAACUUCCAAAGGAUACGAAGUAUUUGGCAAACCUCCGACACCUCUAUACCCAUGGAUGCAAUUCAUUGACGUGCAUGCCUCCAGGACUUGGACAGAUCACUUCUCUGCAGACUCUAACAUAUUUUGCUAUUGGUGAUGGCUUGGGAUGUAGUACUAUCGGAGAACUUCGAAACUUAAACCUUGGUGGAGAGUUAGAGUUAAGUGGUCUGCAAAAUGUAACAGAAGUGCUUGCAAAAGCGGCCAGCCUUGAAAAUAAAGAGAAACUCACACACUUAUCUCUCAAGUGGAAUGAUCAUGCUCGUGCGAAACCAGAUUCUCAUAAUGAGGUGUUAGGUUCCCUUAAACCUCAUCAUCAGCUGGAGAUGCUAAGCAUAAUUUUCUACAAAGGCACCAAUUUACCGUCAUGGGUAACAGAUCUUAGUCUGCUGCAGCACUUGACCGAGCUCCAACUGGUUGGUUGUACGCUGUGUGAGGAAUUUCCUCAAUUCUGCCAUUUCAAAGCCCUUGAAGUUUUGUAUUUGGCAAACUUGGACAAAUUGCGAAGCCUAUGCAGCCAUAUGGUGUCUACGCCAUUUCCAGCACUGAAGCAACUCCGGUUACAUUAUUUGAAGAGCUUGGAGAGAUGGGUCGCAACAGAAGGAAAAGAAGAUGAAUUAACCUUUCCUGUACUUGAGGAGAUUGAUAUAAAAAACUGUCCAAAGUUGACUAGCCUACCUGAAACACCAAAGCUCAAGGUUGUAAGGCUGGAUGAAGGCAAGCCGCUGCUCUCCUUAGGAAUAGUUAAAUCAAGGCACAUGUCUUCAAUUUCUGAGCUACAGCUGUAUGUCCAUGACACAGAAGCACUGCCUCAGAUAGAUUAUAAUUGGGAUUCAUCACAGAAACUGGAACUAUCUUUGGGUGACACAGAAGCCGCACCUCUGUCGCGACUGAGCAUAUCUGGCUGCAACUUUUUCUUUGUAUCAAGCCAGUCACAGCUAACACCUGGGGUCUGGAAAUGGUUUGAACAUCUUGUAUAUUUGACAAUUCAACACUGUAAUGUGCUCAUCUACUGGCCAGAAGAAGUGUUCCAAAGCUUGGUAUCUUUGAAGGAGUUGUGGAUUCAGUCCUGCAACAAGCUAAUAGGGCCCACACAAGCGAAAGGUGGCAAACCUACACAAACAACAGAUCAAGUCCUGCCACAUCUAAACGCGAUAACUAUACGCAAUUGUCGAAGCAUGGUACAGCUCUUCAUUCUUCCCCCAUCUAUCAGAUUUCUUUAUAUUGAGUUCUGCCCUAAGCUUGAGUUCAUAUGGGGAAAGGAGGAGCAUCUUGACACAUAUACAUCGCUGGAACAUUGCCGCGACCCUGCAUCCACCACUGGUACCCUAGAGCAAUGGAUGUCUCCAAUUAUUCGUCGUCCAUGCCUCGUCAAUCUAAUAAUAAGAGGCUGUGAUAGCCUGGUAACACUUCCAAAUCUACCACCGUCCCUCAAAUGUUUAUGCAUCUUCAGCUGUGAGAAACUCUGCUCUGUGUCAGGAGACCUGUGUGCACUCGAGGAACUAAAUAUUUUUUACUGCGAUAAGUUACAGUCAGUCAAUUCCUUGGGAGACCACCCAUCAUUAGAAAUACUGCAUCUUCAUGACUGCCGAUGCCUUGAAUCUUUAGGAUGUGAUGGUGGUCGUGGGAGUUACUCUGCUCUUCGGAGCCGGAAGAUCGAACACUGCCCAGCCAUAGACAUGAAGCAGUUUUACUAACGCCAUCAAACAGCUGCUUGACAGCUUUGAAUAUUCAAUUCAAGCAGCUCUGAUGAAGGAUUGCAGUAGACCCUGUGCGCAUGUUUGGAUUCAUCCUUUCUCCUGAUGAUGAUACGACUCAGUGUCUUCGUGGACACUAUGUGACAGUUGGUCAGGAGAAGAUCUUCUUUGAUCUUGUCAGCAGUGUUAAGGCAAACAGCUCUUCAGAGCCGUAAGAUCGAAUGCUGCCCAGCCAUAGACACGAAGCAGUUUUACUAACGCCAUCAAACAGCUGCUUGACAGCUUUGAAUAUGAAGACGUAUCACACGUUCAUUCAAGCAGCUCUGAUGAAGUCUUGGAUGCAGUUGACGUGCAUAGAGAAAUUCUGGAAAUAUGUGCUAUCCCUUGGUGUUGAGAUCAGCCGAUGCGGAAUCACUGAAACGAGAACUCAUGGAGUCGUGCUUCUCAGUUUUGGAGAGCAAUUUGUGGUGAAUGGAAGCAGUCCCAAGGCUUCAAGAACUCAUGGAGUCGUGCUUCUCCACUGCCAGGGCCUAAACUAGACAUGACCCAUUUUUUUGUCCUUAAAAAGCAUAAAGGAGGGCACUCACAUGUACGCACGACUGCCAUCUGGAAGCUUCAUUGCAAGCCUCUGCUAACGAUGACAGGCCUGCAGUGGAUGACAAAAACGACAAAGUUUUUUUCACGGCACUACCGGCUGCUGUUUGCCGCUGUGUAGGGACAAUAUGACCUAUCUGGUGGUAUCAAGAAGGUGUUCACGACUAUCUGGUUCUAGCUUGGUCUGCUACAGACGAAAAUAAGAACCUGUUCAUGAUCACGGUUCCUGCUUUGGAGAGGAUGGCUGGUUCUGUCAAUGUUUCUCUUUUCAGGAUUGCAGUAGAAAGUUUGGAUUCAUCCUUUCUCCUGAUGAUGAUACGGCUCAGUGUCUUCGUGGACACUACGUGACAGUUGGUCAGGAGAAGAUCUUCUUUGAUCUUGUCAGCAGUGUUAAGGUAAUGCCUUUUGCUGUUGAUAUCUGUCAGCCCCCAAGGGUUUCGAAAUGGUUCUAAUCUCUGUUGUUUCAAGGCAAAUGAAGAAACAUUUAGAUGUCUUUUGCCAAUGAAAUGUCUAACUAUAUAGCUGCAGCAGUCAGAUCUAUUUUUGUUUGUGUAAUAUGCAAGUCUGAAGCUCCAGCAGUCAGAUCCUAUGAAGCAAUGCAGCAUCAACAUAUCAGCAUCAGAUGUUCUUUGUUUAUGAACUAUUGUAAAUAUGGAUGGCUUUAAUUAUCUAUGAACAACUACAUAAAUUGAAAUAUUAUUGUUGGAACUAA